Messenger RNA from Exophiala xenobiotica, 891 nucleotides. RefSeq lists its product as uncharacterized. NCBI's taxonomy places the organism in Eukaryota, Fungi, Ascomycota, Eurotiomycetes, Chaetothyriales, Herpotrichiellaceae. The record is from RefSeq and is a predicted model, not a curated record. The transcript has a single exon. Bases 1 to 891 code for a protein of 296 amino acids.
AUGUCAGACGAUCGCUGCUAUGGUAACAAGACCACGAGCUCUGGCUCGCAACUCUACGAAGUCUCUAGCCCUUACAUCUGUCCUGGUACCGAAUCUGUUAGCGGGAAUUCCCGCUGUUGCGGACACACCGGCGUAUGCCUUGCAAACGGCAUCUGUCAGUCACUCAGUCCCCCUCCCAACGGCACUGGCUACUAUAUUGGAAUGUGUACGGACCGCAAUUUCGAAGACAGAGACGUGUGCCAUAACGCCUGUUCAUCGCUAAAGGUGCAAGACAUCGUCUACAACAAAACGUCGGGCGUUUGGCAUUGCUGUGGACUCACUUCCAACGGCGAUUUGCGGUGUGAGAACCCUACCAAGAUAGUGGUCAAAGCCCCCUCACCUGCGGAUCUGCAAUCGCAGUACAGUGCCAGCAGUUCAUCCUUUACGGCGACAGCUUCAUCAACCUUGCCCGCAGAACCAACAAGCACGGGUACCUUGCCUAGCUCGACAUCUUCGGAAUCCAGUGGUAGUAGCGGCCUCUCAACCGGUGCACAGGCUGGCAUAGGUGCCGGUGUAGGUGUCGUUGCUAUCGCCGCCAUUGCUGGUAUCAUAUUCUUCCUGCUGCGCCGGCGGAGGAAGCAGCGCACGCCGCAAGCAAAGCCAGGAGUAGGUCCGUGGGGUUCACCAAAUGGCUAUCAGAUGAUGGCUCCUGGUCAGACACCGAUCGAUCAAACUGCCUAUGCAAAGCAGUUUGCACCCGAUCCUACGAACCCCGCUGCAUAUUAUGCUACACCUCCUUACGCUACACAAUCACCUGUACCCGUCGAGUUGAGCCCGCAGGCGACGCGUCCGGUCGAGCUGAUGGAAACAACGCGCAAGGAAAACUCCACAGCAGCAGAGUUGCCGCCGUAA